Molecule: messenger RNA, 2488 nt
Organism: Cololabis saira (Pacific saury)
Lineage: Eukaryota; Metazoa; Chordata; Actinopteri; Beloniformes; Belonidae
Product: zinc finger-containing ubiquitin peptidase 1-like
Exons: 13
Coding region: 166-2370 (734 amino acids)
Source: RefSeq, a predicted model, not a curated record
UUUACCUGAAUGUGUUGGAGGGGAGCCGGCACGUCACGUGACCCCCGGCGAUCACGUCAACAGACAAAAACAGAUAACAGACCAUGGAUGUAUUAUAUAACAGACACGGAGGAAACGGUCUCAUAUGUUGUGUUUAUUUGACUUCUUCAUAGCACAGGCUGCAACAUGCUCACCUGUGAGAUCUGCGGGGAAGAGGUGCUGCUGGAGCAGGACAUGAAGACGCACCUUCUCCUCAGUCAUAUGGAGGGCGACCAUCACUGUCCACUCUGCUCUCUGUCUGGUGUGUCCUACAACCAACUCUGCUUCCACAUCACAUCUGCACAUCCUGAAGACCCAUUCACAUGCACUCAGGCUUCAAACACUGGUGAACCUGGAGGCACCACCAGGGUAACUGGAGGCACCGUCAGGGGAGCUGGAGGCACCAACGGGGGAGCUGGAGGCACCGUCAGGGUAACUGGAGGCACCGUCAGGGGAGCUGGAGGCACCAACGGGGGAGCUGGAGGCACCACCGGAGGAACCGGAGGCACCAACGGGGGAGCUGGAGGCACCACCUGGGGAACCGGAGGCAACAUGGGUGGCAUCAGUCGUGGAGCUGGAGAAGCAGUGCUCUUUGAUGCCUCGAUGGUCAGAACAGACUUGGUACCAAGCAGACAGAGAAGCUCAGCAGGGGUCAGCUGUUCAUCACAGGAAGAGACUCCACUCAUUCCUGCUGCCAUGACAACACAAGAUUCAAAAGGCAAAUCUAAGCAUGUGAAGGCCCAACCACUGCUGCCGUCCUCUUCAAAGAGAGAGAAGGUUUUCUCCUGCCCCAUGUGUUCUCUGGUGUGCAGCAGUUCCUUCAUCCUGCAGGAACACGUGGAGCUGCAUCUGCAGGAGCAACACUCAGAUGAAGUGGGCGAAACCCGCUGUGACGUCAUGCGCAUUCCCUCUAUCCCACAUCAACAUCAUCACCGGAAGCUAAACAAAGUAUCAACUAGCGCUCUGGGGGGGUAUUGCACCGCGGAGAAAUGGAGUGACGGAGAAGUCCGAAGGGUUCAGGACGGCGUCACGGCGACAGCGUACAACUGGAGAGGCUGCUGGACUCCGGACUCCUGCUCCGCCCCUGUGACAUCACACCCAGCCAGAUCCCCCUCAGGAGGGCGGAGGUUGGAGUGCCCCCUGUGCUCCGCCGUAUUCAGCCACAGCUUCUCUCUGCAGGAACAUGUGGAGCUGCAUCUGGACCCGGGCUCAGGUGGGAACGGUACAGGGAGCCUGGACGGGGACCUGCAGCUGGCCACGCGGCUGCAGCAGCAGGAGGAGAGCAGGAGGCAGGAGCAGGCCCGGCAGGAGGAGGAGCAGAGCAGGAGUCUGGCCACCCAGCUGCAGCAGCAGGAGGAGGCCCGGCAGGAGAGGGAGGACUUCCACAAGCUGCAGAGGCAGUUUGGGCUGGACGGGUCGGGGGGCUACCGGCAGCAGAUGGAGAGGACCAUGGAGAGGGCGGUGGCCCGGGGCGUGCUGCCCCCGGCACACUUCCACCUCCACAAGGCCAAUAUGAUGGAGUCUCUGGCCUCGGGGGUGGAUGACGGAGCGACUAGAACUCAGGGUGUGAUCCCAGCGUUACGGGAGUACUACCAGAGCCAGGCCCUGGACUGCGUGCACGUGUGGCUGGCUGCAGACACGGACCACUACAGCUCCUCUGGGGGAGACAAAGGCUGGGGGUGUGGAUACAGAAACUUCCAGAUGCUGCUGUCUUCCCUCAGCAAUGUAGACCCCUACUCCACACACCUGCAAGGUAGGGCGGUGCCCUGCAUCCCUCAGCUGCAGACCAUGAUAGAGGAGGCCUGGAAGGAGGGGCUGGAUCCACAAGGCGCCUCCCACUUCAACCAGCAGCUGCAGGGGACGCGGGCGUGGAUCGGAGCCACGGAGAUCUACGUCCUCCUCACCUCCCUGGGAAUCAGUGCUCGCAUCAUGGACUUCCACAAGCCGACCGGACCUGCUGGUACCCACCCCCUGCUCUUUGACUGGGUCAGGGAAUAUUUCAGUCAGUCCAACAGGAGCAGUAGACUCCCCCCCCGCUUCAUCCAGACCCGUCUGCCCCCCCUCUACCUCCAGCACCAAGGUCACAGCCGCUCCGUGGUGGGGUUGGAGCAGAGGAAGAACGGUGUCCUGUGUCUGCUGCUGUUUGAUCCGGGGUGUCCUCCGUCACACAGCAGCAAGCUGCUGAGCAGCAGCACGGUGGGCGGAGCCCUGCGGCGCCUGCGGAUCUUCCCCCGGAGUCUGAAGCACCAACAGUACCAGCUGGUGGCGGUAGAGAGCACAGUGCUGUCUGCAGAGGAGAAGCAGACGAGGAUCCUGCAGUCCAGGCUGCUGUCUGCUGAGAAGAUCCCAUGAACCUCCUCCCUGUCCUGCUGGCAGGUGCCUCUUAUCUUUUAGAUGUUUUAAAAACUAAUUCUCACUCAAUUUUUAAAUAAACACUGUUUUUCUACAAACCUGGGAGUAUAUUGGAUGU